AUGUCAUCGCUCGCUGGGUCGGCAUCUUCCCAUGAGUAUAUCCUCCGCGAAGGCUAUACCAAGAUAUUUGAGGCGCAUACUGUCUUGUUGACGGGCAGUACCGGGUCACUCGGAGGAUGCUUGUUAUACAAACUGGCCCUACAGUUGCCCACGCGAAAGAUAUUUGCCCUGAUCCGAGGAGAACCAGCGCAGGCAAUUGAAAAAUGGACUAAGUCAAUGCCCGACCAAGUACGGGCUAUCGUAGCCUCGGGGAAAUUGGAAUUUGUCGUUGGUGAUAUGCGGAAGGCAGACUUUGGCCUCAAGAGUGAGGUGCUCAAGGAUUUGCGUGAGCAGGUCACCCUGGUCAUUCAUACAGCAGCCAAAAUCAGUCUCGAGGCAAGUCUAGUUGAUGCUUUUGAGAACAACUGUCUUCCGGCACUGGAAAUGGCUCGCAUCGCUUCACGCUUCCGUCGGCUAAAACUUCUCAUUCAAAUUUCAACAGCUUAUGCCAACAGCUUCUUGCCCGAUGGGCCUGUGUUAGAACGCCCCUAUACUGCCUCAAAUCACGAUGGAGAUGAUGAUCCCGAGGAAGAGUUGGCAUCGAUCUUGACAUUGAAUCAGUCCCCCAUUUCAAAUCAAUUCUCCUCACCCUACGCGCAGGCCAAAUAUAUUAUGGAAAGACUUCUCCCGCGUCGGUUCCCCUUGCUGCCCAUCUUGUUAGUACGACCGACCAUCUUCGGCCAGGCACUACGAGAUCCGUUUCCUUUGUAUGGACUAGAGAAUUCGACCCCGAUGAACAAGUUCUUCCAGUAUUUCUUGGCCGACCGUGGAGCCACGCAGGUAUGGCAUGCAGCAGCAGGAUACACGACCGGGGCCAAUAUCAUCGAUGAGAUCCCAGUGGAUUUUGUCGCCAACGCAUGUCUGAUACAUGCCGCUGUGCGUACAACAGGUAUCGUACAGGUAGGGGCACAGCUGUAUGAGCACUUUACUUUUGACGCAUUCUUGGAGAUGGCCGUCGACAACGCGCCGCCUGCUAUUCGCCGCGAUCUUCCUCGGGUGGUCUUUACCGAGGACUUAUUGGCACCACAGUGCUUCCUGGCGGAGUUGGUGCAGGUAGCUUCACGGAACUGGCUGUUUGAUUGUGGCCGGUCUUACUGGUUGAAGCAGCUCAGAGGUCCGUUGAGUCUUCAGCAAUGUAAGCCACAGGUGGACGAGGUCAAUCGCCGGCGUCUGCAGCAGAUUUAUAGUCGGCUAAUGGAAAAGGAAAAGGCACGACUGUAG
This is a messenger RNA of Penicillium manginii, 1260 nucleotides long. RefSeq lists its product as uncharacterized. The transcript has a single exon. The record is from RefSeq and is a predicted model, not a curated record. Gene Ontology annotation, biological process: long-chain fatty-acyl-CoA metabolic process. Gene Ontology annotation, cellular component: peroxisome. Gene Ontology annotation, molecular function: alcohol-forming very long-chain fatty acyl-CoA reductase (NADP+) activity. The coding region runs from base 1 to 1260 and encodes 419 amino acids. NCBI's taxonomy places the organism in Eukaryota, Fungi, Ascomycota, Eurotiomycetes, Eurotiales, Aspergillaceae.